AAAAGUUUUUAAUAUUUGUUUUGAUUUUCAAUUAUUUUUAAUGAUUUUAUAAUUAAUUAAAUGAAUUAUCACUUUAAUUGAUCCAAUUGUUUAUAUACAAAAUUAUCAGAACUCAUGAGUAAUACACAGCUAUUGAACCAAAGUUGGGAUUAUUUGUCCAAACAAUUGACACACUUUGAGGAAAGCGAUGAUUAUUUAUCAAAACUGACGGACGCUUUGCGAGUACUUCGGGACCAGUCUUUUGUUGAAGUACUCAUUGAAUGGUACUAUGAUUUGUACUACACUUUCAUCAACGAAGAACUUGUACCACAUUUUUGGUCCACAUUUCGUAAUCACCAGCAGUUGAGCGAAGACACGGCCAACACAUCCACCGCCGGCACCACUCAUGCCAUACUAUUCUCGACCGCCGAUCAUCUUAUUGUUCUGUGGAUCGGAUCCACCGAUGCCUAUGAGUUGACACAACCCGAACAAAUACAUCUCGCAUAUGGAGUGGGACCAACUGAAAUGGUGGUCACGUGGGUCACAAUGGAUUCGACACCGGAGACCACUGUUGAGUUCGGCCAAUCGCCGACCGGACUAAACACCAUCACUCAGGGAUACGCCACGAGAUUUACAGACGGCGGCAGUGAAAAAAGGGUUAUGUAUAUCCAUAGAGUGGUCUUAAAGGGACUCAAACCGGAUGAGCAAUAUUUCUAUCACUGCGGCAGUGACUCCGGCGGUUGGAGUAGUGUUUACUGGUUUAAGGCCAUGAAAGAGGGCAAUACAUGGAGUCCACACCUGGCACUCAUCGGCGAUCUCGGAAAUGUUAACGGAGUAUCCCUUCCCUUUCUUCAGAAAGCGGUGGCGAAAGGAAAAUACGAUGCCGUCCUUCAUAUCGGUGAUUUUGCGUAUGAUAUGGAUUCGGAUAACGCUCGGGUCGGCGACGAAUUCAUGAGACAAAUGGAACCGAUCACUGCGUAA
This is a messenger RNA of Medioppia subpectinata, 960 nucleotides long. The record is from the annotation of a GenBank genome assembly. NCBI's taxonomy places the organism in Eukaryota, Metazoa, Arthropoda, Arachnida, Sarcoptiformes, Oppiidae.